Molecule: messenger RNA, 1170 nt
Organism: Aspergillus candidus
Lineage: Eukaryota; Fungi; Ascomycota; Eurotiomycetes; Eurotiales; Aspergillaceae
Product: S-methyl-5-thioribose-1-phosphate isomerase
Exons: 2
Coding region: 1-1170 (389 amino acids)
Molecular function (GO): S-methyl-5-thioribose-1-phosphate isomerase activity
Source: RefSeq, a predicted model, not a curated record
AUGACAUUACAGGCAAUCAGAUAUGAAAGCGGUGAUCUAUCUAUAAUCGAUCAGCUGCAGCUCCCACACGUGGAAAAAUAUGUCAAAGUACGAACUGCUGAAGAGGGAUGGCAUGCAAUCAAGGAUAUGCGAGUUCGUGGAGCACCUGCUAUCGCGAUUGUGGCUGCACUUUCUCUUGCAAGUGAACUUCAUGAGCUUGUGUCUACCAAUAAAUUAUCUACCAAUGUGGAAGAUGUUCAGGUGUUCAUCAGUGAGAAAUUACAAUAUCUUGUGAGCAGCAGGCCCACUGCUGUCAACCUCAGUGAUGCUGCUCGCAAGCUUGAAAAUCAAGUGAAACUAUGCGCCGAAACCGCUGGGUCAACAGGUCAUAGGGUCGCUACUGCGUUUAUCCACGCUGCGGAAUCAAUGUUGGCCAAAGAUUUGGAAGACAAUAGAAGGAUCGGAGAAAACGGCGCAAGAUGGAUAUUGGAAAAUUCCGUUCUUCGAGAUUCAAUGGCCACGGUGCUUACACACUGCAAUACAGGUUCUCUUGCUACAUCAGGCUACGGCACUGCACUGGGCGUAAUUCGGUCCUUGGCCUCCGCAGGAGCUUUGGAACACGCCUAUUGCACAGAAACAAGACCCUACAACCAAGGUUCCCGCCUUACUGCAUUCGAAUUGGUCCAUGAUCGUCUUCCGGCGACAUUGAUAACAGACUCAAUGGCGGCUGCCCUUCUUGGUAAAGAUGACUCCAACGUCAGUGCUAUUGUGGUUGGGGCGGACCGAGUGGCCGCCAACGGCGAUACCGCAAAUAAAAUAGGAACAUACGGACUCGCGGUCAUUGCAAAGCACCAUAAUGUAAAGUUUCUUGUGGCUGCUCCACUAACAACACUAGAUAUGGCUACGCAAUCCGGUGGCAAGAUUAUGAUUGAAGAGCGUCCCGCCUCUGAGAUUACCAGUGUGAGAGGGCCACGUGAAGGAGCUUCCCAGGUUGAUGAACUGCAGGUGGACACCAUAUGCAUAGCUGCCAAAGGUAUCAAUGUUUGGAACCCAGCAUUUGACAUCACCCCCGCUGCUUUGAUUGAUGGAAUCAUAACAGAAAAAGGUGUGAUUGAGAAGGACGCAAGUGGGGAGUUUCAUCUGGAACGCUUGUUCGAAGACUCUUCUGUACCAUGUGCACCCAUGGUGUGA